Wasmannia auropunctata (little fire ant) is the source of this 553-nucleotide messenger RNA. RefSeq lists its product as uncharacterized. The record is from RefSeq and is a predicted model, not a curated record. The annotation marks the transcript as partial. The transcript has 2 exons. NCBI's taxonomy places the organism in Eukaryota, Metazoa, Arthropoda, Insecta, Hymenoptera, Formicidae.
UCACAUUCUUACAAUGUAUUUAAUAUUUUAUUAAUUAAAUUCAUAAUAUGAUUAAUAUUUUUUAUUAAUACACAUUUUAUGCGGGUUGGUGGCUCGCGCGUUGUAAUUAAGUUAUACUUGAACUUUGUCACGGCACGGAAUGUGUCUAACAUAAUUAUUGAUAUAAAGUAAAAAUUAAUUUAUUACUAAAUAAUUCUAUGGAUUUUUACAGGAGUCAAAAUUAUGAAACCCGACAGAAGUAUGAGAAUCAACUAUGUCAACUACAAAAUAAAAAUCUUGAAUUACAGGAAAUAACACACUUUAUUGAAAGACUGAACAUACUCGAUACAUUAAUGCAGGAUAUUGAUAAAAAUCUAGAAAUCGAGGAGCAACAAAUGAGCGAUGAAAAAAGAAAAGAACUGCAAAGCCAAGCACUGAAAUUACAAAAAAUUGGUGAAGAUUAUUUAAAAGAGCUAUCGAAACUGCGAAGAAUGGCAAUAUUUUUUAUCGAAAUAAACUCAAAAAUACUACAGAUGUCUAAAGUGUACAUUCGGAAUACACAAAAUUCUACUAA